CAAUCGAGUAUUCCAUCAGCGGCCACCGCGACAAGUUCAGGUUACCCUGCUCGAUUUUUCUGACAAACUGUAAGUAGUUGUGCUAAUUUGCAUUAUUGAUGGUUAAGAUCGGAAAUUUUGGAUUGAAUAAGUACUUCCUUGCAGCGCAAUAUGGUAGUAAAAAAUAAGAAUAGUACCGAAUGCGCGAACAACGAUUCGACUGAAGAAGAUAACGAUAUUGUUUGCGGUUUAGAUGAUGCACCUCCAUGGUAUUUAUGCAUUUUUAUGGCUCUGCAGCAUUAUUUAACCAUGAUUGGAGCUAUUGUAUCAAUUCCUUUCAUACUUACGCCUGCGCUAUGCAUGAAAGAAGAUGAUCCGGCCAAAGGGUACAUUAUCUCGACGAUGAUAUUUGUCACCGGAAUAGUAACUUUCAUUCAGGUCACUUUUGGAUGUCGUUUACCUAUUGUGCAAGGUGGCACUAUCUCAUUUCUAAUACCUACUUUGGCUAUUUUACACCAGCCGCAGUGGCGAUGCCCUUCUAGCGAUAUUUUAAAUGCUAUGUCUGCUGAAAAUAGAACUGAAUUGUGGCAGCUUCGAAUGCGUGAAUUAUCAGGAGCCAUCAUAGUGUCUGCUGUGUUUCAAACAAUAAUCGGAUACUGCGGGAUCAUUGGUAUGGUAUUAAAAUUCGUUACACCUAUCACUAUUGUUUGCGCAAUCUCGCUGGUUGGAUUAUCCUUAUUUGAGAUUGCUGCUGAAUCGUCUUCCAAGCAUUGGGGAAUCGCAAUGUUAACCAUCUUCUUACUGACAGUCUUUUCAUUAUGCAUGUCAGAAGUGAAAGUGCCGUUAGUCGGUUACAGAAAAGGAUACGGUUUGAAAAUAACUUGGUUCAGAUUGUUCAAAUUGUUCCCUGUCUUACUGACUAUUGUUAUCAUGUGGGUUAUCUGCGGCGUCUUGACAGCAACCAAUUACUUACCUUCAGGUCAUCCAGCUCGCACCGAUACUAAAAUAGAUAUUGUACGAAAUGCAGCUUGGAUCAGAAUUCCAUACCCAGGUCAGUGGGGUUGGCCUACAGUGAGUAUUUCUUCAGUACUCGGAAUGAUGGCAGGAGUACUAGCUUGUACGGUAGAAUCACUCGGAUAUUAUCCAACAGUAGCGAAAAUGAGUGGUGGUCCACCGCCACCAGUUCAUGUAAUUAACAGAGGUAUUGGUACCGAAGGCUUGGGUACAAUUUUAGCUGGAAUAUGGGGUAGUGGAAAUGGUGCCAAUACAUUUGGUGAAAAUGUAGGCACUAUUGGAGUUACCAGAAUUGGUAGUCGAAGAGUUAUCCAAUUUGCUUGUUUGCUCAUGUUAUUACAAGGUGUGAUUAAUAAAUUUGGAGCUGUAUUUAUUGUUAUACCAGAACCGAUUAUUGGUGGAAUAUUCUGCGUUAUGUUUGGAAUGAUAGCUGCUAUCGGAUUAUCAACUUUACAAUAUGUCAAUUUGAAUUCAGCUCGUAAUUUAUACAUCAUUGGAUUUUGUUUGUUUUUCUCUUUGGUACUACCAAGGUGGAUGAUUGCUCACCCAAAUGCCAUUAAUACUGGAAAUGCGACAGUGAAUAACGCAAUUACUGUGCUUCUCAGCACCAGCAUAUUAGUUGGAGGUUUUUUAGGAUGUCUUAUGGAUAAUGUAAUUCCAGGCACGCUAGAAGAACGUGGAAUUAUUGCUUGGGCUGAUCAAAUGAAACUGUCCAAAGAUGACGAUACCGAAGCUGCUCAAGUAUCUAGCAGCACUUACGAUUUUCCAAUCGGAAUGAACCUCAUAAGAAGAUGGAAAUGGACUUCAUUCAUUCCAUGUUCGCCUACUUACAAAAUGAAGCUUUAAAUUUCGAAAAUUACGCAAAAUCUAAAUUUACAAUUUCACACCAGUCGCGAAAAAGCUUUAGAAUUUGCAUUAUUAUACAGCAGCUUGAAUGUAAAAUUAUCGUUAUAAUAUCCUGUUUUAAUUUUGUGUGCUUCAAGUGAACGUAUCAAAUAAAUCAAAUAGGUAUCAA
Planococcus citri (citrus mealybug) is the source of this 2008-nucleotide messenger RNA. Its product is annotated as solute carrier family 23 member 1-like. The transcript is spliced from 13 exons. Gene Ontology annotation, cellular component: membrane. The coding region runs from base 151 to 1839 and encodes 562 amino acids. Lineage: Eukaryota; Metazoa; Arthropoda; Insecta; Hemiptera; Pseudococcidae. Gene Ontology annotation, biological process: transmembrane transport. Gene Ontology annotation, molecular function: transmembrane transporter activity. The record is from RefSeq and is a predicted model, not a curated record.